This is a messenger RNA of Drosophila teissieri, 2070 nucleotides long. RefSeq names its product mucin-5AC. NCBI's taxonomy places the organism in Eukaryota, Metazoa, Arthropoda, Insecta, Diptera, Drosophilidae. The transcript is spliced from 4 exons. The coding region runs from base 1 to 2070 and encodes 689 amino acids. The record is from RefSeq and is a predicted model, not a curated record.
AUGACGCUAUCUAAUUUCUAUUUCUGGCUGCACUUACUAUUCGCCUUUGACGAGGGUAAACGUGCUGUCAUUAGGUUAUCAAAAACACAACAAAGGCGAUUGAAUCGUAAGCUGUACAUAAAUAGUUGGCACUAUUUUCGUGGACUUAGUGAAUACAAGAAGCUCAAGAUGAUCAUUCGCUGUAUUCUUGUUGUUUUUAUUUUGACUGCACUUGAAAUAAACAUUUCAACAUCGCAAAGAGUUCCGUGUGAAAUUUUUCCGCAAUUACCAAUAUGUUUGCGAAGAAAGACGACCACAACAUCCAUAACUGAUUCCACAACUACGGAGGACAUCACGACAACUGAAGCAUCUUCUUCAACAGCUGAAGACGUGACAUCAACCACUGAAAAUAUACCCACCACCACAAAUUCACCCACUACGACAGAAGAACCAAGUACAACUGAUUCAAAUCAGUGUGAAAUUUUUCCUUACUUACCAAUAUGUUUGCUAAGUACGACCACCACCACAUCCAUAACUGAUUCCACAACUACGGAGGACAUCACGACAACUGAAGCAUCUUCUUCAACAGCUGAAGACGUGACAUCAACCACACUUACUCCUACAACCACUGAAAAUACACCCACCACCACAGAUUCACCCACUACGACAGAAGAACCAAGUACAACUGAUUCAAAUCAGUGUGAAAUUUUUCCAUACUUACCAAUAUGUUUGCUAAGUACGACCACAACAUCCAUAACUGAUUCCACAACUACGGAGGACAUCACGACAACUGAAGCAUCUUCUUCAACAGCUGAAGACGUGACAUCAACCACACUUGCUCCUACAACCACUGAAAAUGCACCCACCACCACAGAUUCACCCACUACGACAGAAGAACCAAGUACAACUGAUUCAAAUCAGUGUGAAAUUUUUCCUUACUUACCAAUAUGUUUGCUAAGUACGACCACCACAUCCAUAACUGAUUCCACAACUACGGAGGACAUCACGACAACUGAAGCAUCUUCUUCAACAGCUGAAGACGUGACAUCAACCACACUUGCUCCUACAACCACUGAAAAUACACCCACCACCACAGAUUCACCCACUACGACAGAAGAACCAAGUACAACUGAUUCAAAUCAGUGUGAAAUUUUUCCUUACUUACCAAUAUGUUUGCUAAGUACGACCACAACAUCCAUAACUGAUUCCACAACUACGGAGGACAUCACGACAACUGAAGCAUCUUCUUCAACAGCUGAAGACGUGACAUCAACCACACUUGCUCCUACAACCACUGAAAAUACACCCACCACCACAGAUUCACCCACUACGACAGAAGAACCAAGUACAACUGAUUCAACCACCACCACAAAUUCACCAAGUACAACAACAGACGCUCCCACAACCACUGAAGAACAUAGAACAACUACUCCUGUUCCUACUAGCACUGAAGAAAUAACUACAACCACAAUCGGUCCCACAACGACCGCAGAAAUAUCAACAACAGAUUCUUCUCCUAUUACAACAGAAGAACUACCAACUACAACUACAACAAUUCCGACAACGGAAGUCUCUUCUACAACAUCUGAAGAAUCAUCGACCACUCCAACAACCACUGAAGAAGUAACAACUCCUACAACCGCGGAAGUAACAACAACCACCGAGGCUCCCACUACCACUGAAGAAUUAACAACAACAAUCGCUCCAACAACCACUGUAGCUUCAACAACUACGGAGGAAAACUCAACAACCGCUCCUACAACCACUGAAGAAAUAACAACCACACCGACUGCUCCCUCCAACUCUCAUGCUCAUCACCAUCACCAUUACCACCACGAAGUGAUUGGACCUCCAGCCUUCCCACUUCCACCCCUUCCUCUUCCAUCGCUUCCCCUUCCACCACUUCCCCUUCCACCACUUCCUCUCCCAGCCCUUCCUCUUCCACCACCACUUUUUCCAAAUCUUGGAUCCUUGCCUGAGGCUGAUCAUGCUGUAAUUGCGAUACUACCUAUUCCGCCUCCACCUCCGAUACCAGCAUUUCCUCGACCACCGCCAAGACCACCACUACCCUUUGGAAAUUUGUUUGGAUAA